Molecule: messenger RNA, 2561 nt
Organism: Gadus macrocephalus (Pacific cod)
Lineage: Eukaryota; Metazoa; Chordata; Actinopteri; Gadiformes; Gadidae
Gene: serinc1
Product: serine incorporator 1
Exons: 10
Coding region: 113-1501 (462 amino acids)
Cellular component (GO): membrane
Source: RefSeq, a predicted model, not a curated record
GACGUAGAGACUGAUCCCCGCUUAUAACCGGAAAAGGGCAGAAUCGGUAAACAGAUCGAGGUUAUUGUUGCCCUCCAUCUUCAGAUCGGUAGAGAAUCAUCCAGAGGCCAUAAUGGGAGCGGUUCUUGGGCUGUGCUCCAUGGCGAGCUGGAUCCCCUGUCUGUGUGGGAGUGCGCCCUGCCUACUCUGUCGCUGCUGUCCGAGUGGGAACAACUCCACCGUCACCCGGCUGAUCUACGCCUUCUUCCUGAUGCUGGGCGUGGGCGUGGCCUGCAUCAUGCUGAUGCCCGGCAUGGAGGCGCAUCUCAACAACAUCCCCGGCUUCUGCGAAGGAGGGAUGGGGUCAUCGCUGCCUGGGGUGAAGGGCCACGUGAACUGUGACGUGCUGGUGGGCUACAAGGCGGUGUACCGCACCUGCUUCGGCAUGGCCAUGUUCUUCCUGCUCUUCUCUCUGCUCAUGAUCAAGGUCCGCAGCAGCCAAGACCCGCGGGCCUCGCUGCACAACGGGUUCUGGUUCUUUAAGUUUGCGACGGUUUUUGCCAUCACCGUCGGAGCUUUCUUCAUCCCCGAGGGAUCCUUCACUACUGUGUGGUUCUACGUGGGCAUGGCCGGGGCCUUCUGCUUCAUCCUCAUCCAGCUGGUGCUGCUCAUCGACUUCGCCCACUCCUGGAAUGAGUCCUGGGUGGAGAAGAUGGAGGAGGGAAACUCGCGCUGUUGGUAUGCAGCGCUGCUGUCCGCCACCACGCUCAACUACCUGGUGUCUCUGGUGUCCCUGGUGGUGUUCUACGUGUACUACACGCAUCCCGAGGGCUGCACCGAGAACAAGGUCUUCAUCAGCAUCAACAUGCUGCUUUGCCUGGGCGCCUCGGUGGUGUCAGUGCUGCCUCAGAUCCAGGAGUCCCAGCCGCGGUCAGGCCUGCUGCAGUCGUCUCUGGUCACCCUCUACACCAUGUACCUCACCUGGUCCGCCAUGACCAAUGAGCCCGACAGGAACUGCAACCCCAGCCUCCUGGGGAUCAUCGGUCUAAACAGCACCGCCCCGGCGGGGCAGGAGCACGCGACGGUGCAGUGGUGGGACGCCCAGGGCAUCGUGGGGCUGCUCCUCUUCCUCAUGUGUGUCCUCUACUCCAGCAUCCGCAACUCGUCCACCUCGCAGAUGAACAAGCUGACCCUGGCCAGCGACGAGUCGGCUCUGAUGGAGGAUGGGCCGCACUCCGACAACUUCCAGGAGGGCAGCAGCGACGGGCAGUCCCGGGCCACAGACAACGAGAAGGAUGGGGUCACCUACUCCUACUCCUUCUUCCACUUCAUGCUGUUCCUUGCCUCGCUGUACAUCAUGAUGACCCUCACCAACUGGUACAGCCCUGAGGCCGACUACCAGACCAUGACCAGCCGCUGGCCCGCCGUGUGGGUCAAGAUGUGCUCCAGCUGGAUCUGCAUGGCCCUCUACGUGUGGACCCUGGUGGCGCCGCUGGUCCUGGUCAACCGAGACUUCGACUGAGGCGUCCUCCGUCGCCUAAGCACCGCCCACUCCACCCGUCUCAUGUGUUUUAAUGUCGUUGACGUCAAGUGAACAAAGGUUAGGUUUGACAAGCAGGCCUACACUAGACCACAUCAUUUUAAUGAUCUAAAGUUAAAAAGAAACUCUUGCUUGGGGAUGGUUUUCUUGAUGUGAUGCGGACAUCAGAAGAUGGCUUCAUACCCGAUGUACCCAAAGGUAUUUACUCAUUAGAAAAGACUAAAGAAUAUGGAAAUUACAAUGAAUAAACAAAAGCCAAUUUUAGCUCACAUGUGAUCUAGUGUAAAGUCUAAAUGAAUGUUUUAUUUCUUCAAGCCCAUCUAGUUGUAUGACGUAUGAUGUUGGCUUAUGGCUCAAGUCUGCUUUAGAUUCAUCCCUUUGUUGUCAUUGUUGGAGGAAAUCCUAAAGAAUGGUAUAUUUUAAUCGUUCAAAGAUUUUCUGCAGUGUUCUCUUGCUUCCAAACAGCCCAUAGCCUGUUGUGUAUUGGUCAAAGUUGUGAUUUCUCAGUAGCCUGAUGUAUUGGUGAGGCCGGCUGUUACCGUUGUAAAUACUUUACCCCUCUUUGAUGGGGUAUUAUUUCAUGUCAUUUUUUCCAUAUUCUAGAUAGAAUAGUAACAUGCUUUUGUUUUAAAGUUGUGAUUCUUGAAACUGAUGAGCAGUAACAUUAUUUUAGUAAAAUAAGUUUUGGUUCAAUUUGAAGGCACGUUUAAGUAUUGCGUAUUUACAAAUAUGAAUAAAAAAACAGAAUGACCUACUUCCUCUGCACCAGACAUGGGAUUCAUUGCUUGCAGUCGUGUGUAUCAUAUAGCUGAGGGCUGGAACAGUUCAUGAAUUACAACACGAUGUAGGAUAAAGCUCUGCAUGAUAUAAACUUUAUCGUUGCUGUGGCUAUUUUAUUAUCCUGAUUUAAAAAUAAAUAUACAAGAAGUCUGACAUUUGAUCCUGUACUGGUAAUUUCAUUUGCACUGGACUUAACUUGGCUUGUAUUUAUGUUAGGCGCUUAGUCACAAUGUAACAAUGUUAUAAAUUAAAGUUUCCUCCC